GUUCCAAUCCAAAGCUGGCACGGCAUGGCGGUAGGUGUUCUGUGGCAUGGCAUGGUAAUGUGGUAGUCGGCAGCGUCUGCGGCCGCUUCGUUUUAACAGAUAUUUUUAUUCUAAAGCAACGUAAGCGCCUACCAAGCUCAUGUUAUCAUUUACAGUGUAAGUAAGGCUGUAAGUGUAUACUAGGCAAGGCAAUGGCCACCCUGGCCGCAUUGCUGAAAAGCUUUCGGGCUUUCGGUCGUUUGGAACCAGCAUUGUCUCGUUCUGUUCGACUUCGACCGCUGGAUAACAUGAAGAGUUUGGAAGAAAAGAUCAAAGCUCUGAAUACAAAAGAUUCGGUAUUUGAAGAACGUGUAAACAUUGGUUUUAAGUUCACACCACCGAGCAUUAGUAGACAAGAAUGGAAAAAGCAGAAAAAGCUGCUUCAGGAAAACAAGAACAAUUAUGAGCUGGCUGAAAAAUCACGUGCUGGAACUUUGAAGAUACAGUAUGACGAAGCCAGGCAAGAGUGGAAAAAAACGCAUGCACCAAAACACGUGAAAGAGAUUGCAGACCACUACGGUGUCUUCAGAGACCUCUAUGAGUUUGGAUUUUUUCAUCCUGUCAUUCCCUUGGAUAUUUUAUAUGAGCAGAAUGCAGAGUACUUCAGUCCUGUGUACUACGGCAACAUCAUCCUUCCUUCUGAGGCUGUAAAGGCUCCCAGAGUGCAUUUUGAUUCUGAACCUGACAUGCUUUGGACUUUAGUCUUGACAAGCUUGGAUUCUCAUUUACAAGAGAAUGACAAAGAAUAUCUGCAUUGGUUUAUUGGCAACAUCAAAGGAAGCCAGGUAACAGCCGGUGAUGUAUUAUGUGACUACCUGCAGCCUUUUCUUCCUCGUGGUGCUGGCUAUCAUCGAUUUGUAUUUGUCCUGUACAAGCAAGAAAAGUUGAUUGACUACUCUAAAUGGAAAUGGCCUGCAGAAAGUACAAGCCUGAAGGAAAGGACCUUUAAAACGUAUGACUUUUACAAGGAGUUUGAAAGCAUGUUGACACCUGCUGGACUAGCAUUUUUUCAGUGCACGUGGGAAGACAGCCUGGUAGAUUUUUUCCACCAUAUUUUGCAGAUGCGAGUGCCCACCUUUGAAUAUAUUCACCCCCCAGAAUAUGUCCCGAAGCAAGUCCUGUACCCUCACAAGGAGCCUUUUAAUAUAUAUCUUGACAAAUACCGAGACCCUAGGGAAGUUCGGGAAGAAGUUUAUCUGAAGCGUCUGAAGUCUCUCAAUCCUUUGGAGGAUGAGCCACCUAUGCCAAACUACCCGAACAUCUACAAGAUUCCAAAAGGCACACCUAGCUGGCUGGUUGAUGAAAUGAGGAAAGAGAGAUUUCGUAUUGGGAAGUACAAGGAUCUGCGGCCCUUCAGUAUUUACCCAGAAGAAGAGUAUGAAGAUCCAAAGGUGAAAGCUUGGAGAGAGCAGGAAGAGUUUGAGCGCAAGUGGGCUGCGACACAUGAUGCCAAUACACCAUCUGCUUGACUGGUUCUGCCACUUACAUGGAUCAAUGCUUCGUUCAUGUGUAGAUGUUUUCAUCCGGACUUCAUAAGAGACACUGGCCCAUUGUUAAACCAGGCAUGCUAUAUUUACCCAUGUGAGGCCCACAGUUCCCUUUAUUUUUCCUGAUUUUUUUUCACGAAAUAAGUAGCUGCUUGUUGAUAAAUGCACCUCAGAGCUGUACAUUUCAGAUAUACAGGGUCGACCACAUCUGAAGUGAAGACAUCAUUAGCAUUCUGGCUAGCAAAAAUAGAAAGUUUACUUCAAAUAGAAAAUUUUUAUUUUACGUGUGAUCGUGGUGUUGACAAGCACAGUAAUAAUUUGAUAAUUUAUGUAUUAAAAAUCGACUUAUAUGAGUACUUGAGUAUGAACUAGGUGUUUACUUUGAAUGUGGACGACACCAUACUUAAUAAAAAAAAAGAACAGAAGAAGCACUGCA
This is a messenger RNA of Rhipicephalus microplus (southern cattle tick), 1962 nucleotides long. RefSeq names its product mitochondrial ribosomal protein L38 (gene mRpL38). Gene Ontology annotation, cellular component: mitochondrial large ribosomal subunit. The record is from RefSeq and is a predicted model, not a curated record. Lineage: Eukaryota; Metazoa; Arthropoda; Arachnida; Ixodida; Ixodidae.